AUGAUGCGGCGGAACAAGGUUCGGAGGAUCUGCCAGCCAAUCUAUACAAUCCGAUGUUUUAGAGUUCAGUCGAGCGGCCUGUCCCAAUUGUUCCAAGUGGUGCUUGCCCUGCUGCUUUGGUGUCCCGCUGCCCUGGCUUGCCUGGCCAGUUGCGGCUGCGCAGCCUCGGCCGUCCUCGUCAUUGCCAGCUCUAUCUCAGGCUUGUGCGGAGGGCAGGCUUUGUCCGACAGGGACACUCUGGCUAGAAUGCUGGCAGGAUAUGCCUGCUUCCGCUUGACUCAGCAUCGUCCCAACUGCUGUGCACUACGUACCAGGGCAGAUCAGGUCACAACGCAAGCCGUAGAUCUCCCCAUCGCAAUGUCGAGGGGAGUCCCCAGCAGGGCUGUGCCGGCGACGAGAAGGAUGCCCUGUCGAGACAGCAUGGGGAGAGAGGGUUGA
This is a messenger RNA of Diaporthe batatas, 438 nucleotides long. RefSeq lists its product as uncharacterized. The transcript is spliced from 2 exons. Bases 1 to 438 code for a protein of 145 amino acids. NCBI's taxonomy places the organism in Eukaryota, Fungi, Ascomycota, Sordariomycetes, Diaporthales, Diaporthaceae. The record is from RefSeq and is a predicted model, not a curated record.